AUGUCUUCAAAGGAUAGAUUACCAAUAUUCCCUUCCCGAGGUGCUCAGAUGUUGAUAAAAAAUCGUUUGGCUGGAGCACAAAAGGGUCAUGGACUUCUUAAGAAAAAAGCAGAUGCUUUGCAAGUGAGGUUCCGUAUGAUCCUGAGUAAAAUUAUUGAGACUAAAACUUUGAUGGGUGAAGUCAUGAAGGAAGCUGCAUUUUCAUUGGCUGAAGCAAAAUUCACAACUGGGGACUUUAAUCAGGUGGUUCUCCAGAAUGUUACUAAGGCUCAAAUUAAAAUUCGAUCAAAGAAGGACAAUGUUGCUGGAGUAACCCUUCCAAUCUUUGAGUCGUACCAAGAUGGUUCAGACACUUAUGAGUUAGCGGGUCUGGCUCGUGGUGGACAGCAAUUGACCAAGCUUAAGAAGAACUUCCAGAGUGCUGUGAAGCUUCUGGUUGAGUUGGCUUCACUGCAGACAUCUUUUGUUACUCUUGAUGAGGUGAUCAAGGUUACCAACAGACGUGUUAAUGCUAUUGAGCAUGUAAUCAUACCGCGCCUUGAAGCAACUCUUGCCUACAUUAUCUCCGAAUUGGAUGAAGUCGAGCGUGAGGAAUUCUACCGGCUUAAGAAAAUCCAGGACAAGAAGAAAAUCAUCAAAGAUAAGGCUGAAGCUAAAAAAAAAGCUUUGGUGGCUGCCGGUGUGGAUAUUCGUGGCGAUAUCGUAAAUCUUCUGGAUGAAGGCGACGAGGACUUGCUCUUCUAA
This is a messenger RNA of Pieris macdunnoughi, 744 nucleotides long. The record is from the annotation of a GenBank genome assembly. NCBI's taxonomy places the organism in Eukaryota, Metazoa, Arthropoda, Insecta, Lepidoptera, Pieridae.